ACAUCCAGACAUUAUAAAACGUCUCAAACAAUCGUUUCCUUCAUUAAACCUACAGACAAUCCCUAACAAUGGUCCACACAGCAAUAUUGUUUGUUUCAUUGAUUUGUAAAAUACAGACCUUUUCUGUUAUGUCCGAACCAGAUCCAGGAUUUGAUACAUUUUUCACAACCAACUUGGAAGAGAUGCUGGAUGUACCUAUUCAUUUUGAUAAACCGUUACCAUCAUGGCUACGAGGUACUCUGAUCAGGAACGGAUUAGGGAUGUUUGAACUUGGGCGUCGAAAUUUUACCCAUUCCUUUGACGCCUUUGGUAAAUUAUCCAGUUGGAAGUUUUAUGGUAAUGGAUCAGCAUCGUUUAGUACGAACUUUAUAAAAUCCGAUUUUUAUAAGGACUCUAUUGAUAGAGAUGAUAUAGCUCCGUAUUUAAUGUUUGAAUCAGUCAAACCACCGUUCAAUGAAUUUCAGAAAAUGGAGGCACUAAUAAGGGGUAUAGAUAAUAUGAAUGUUAACGUCUAUAGAUUUUUCAAUCGACAGGGGAAUAGUUACGAGUAUGUGGUUCUUAAUGAUUUUUGGAAAAUUUAUCAAAUCAACCCGGAAAGUCUAGAUACGAUUUCAUCAGUUACUGCAGAUCUACCACAUAAAGGUCACUCGGGAAGUUACACUUUCUUAAGUUUUCUGUCUACAGCGCAUCCUCUUCCAGAAUAUGGAACAUCGAAUCAUUUCACUUUUGUUAGCAGCGUCAGCCUAAUUCCAGGAAUCAAAAGUAGGAUUUCAUUGAUACGUAUAAAAUCAAUGGAAGAAAGAGAGGAAGUUACUUCGUGGCCAGUAGAUCGAGUCCCAUAUAUGCACUCGUUUUCGGUAACUAAAAACUAUGUUAUCAUAUUUGCUGCACCAUUUUUUGUUAAUGUUAUGAAUAUGAUCCGAUAUGCAGCUCCAAUAAAAGGUUUAGAUUGGAAAUCAAAUGAACCAACAACCGUAUAUGUCAUUAAUUUAAAAACAAGGGCUGUGACAUCUCUGAAAACAGCCAAUGUAUUCACUAUGCAUCAUGUUAAUGCUUUUGAAAGUGGAAGUGAAAUAAUCGUUGACAUUUCAUCAUAUCCUAAUCCCAACUUUGUUAAAAAUUUGGAGGUUUCUAUUCUUAAGGAUCCGAUUAAACGGAAUGUAUUUGAUGCGCAUGCUUAUUUAAGAAGAUAUAUAAUAAAUUUGUCAAAAGAGAGUAUCAUUUUUGAACCAAUACAGGGAUCGAAAACGGUACCGUUCUCUAACAAUUUAGACUUGCCUACAAUUAAUGAGCGUUACAGAUAUAAAGAAUACUGUUUUGUAUAUGGCGUAGUACUGAAAAUAGACAAUGUUACUCUCAGUAGAGAGGCAAUUGUAAAGAAAGAUUUAUGCAGCAAUGACAAUGAUAAAUAUUGGUAUGUUGAAAACCAUUAUGCUUCAGAAGCUGUGUUUAUUCCGUCACCGACUGAAAAGACAGAAGACGAUGGGUAUUUGUUGGUGCCAAUUCUUGAUGGUUAUCGGAAGAAAAGUUACAUUGCAAUCAUUGACGCAGUUUCUAUGGAAAUUAUUAACAAAGCUAAUUUGCCAACAUACGUUCCUUUUAAUCUACAUGGUAAAUAUUUUGAUGGUGCUUUGUAACAAACAAAAAUGUGGUAAAAUAUAUGACGAACAAAAGCACUUCGAACAGUCUUAUGUAAGGUUGAACAGGGUUCCGAUGAAGAAUUGCGGAUUUUCCGUUACCAUAUCAUGCUUUAUCAAUUAAUCCUAGUAUGAGUGCCCUGUCAUGACCGGUCAACAAUCUUUAUCCAUUAUACAGCCAGGGACACGAGAAUGAUAAAGAUAACCGACAUCAACAAGUUGUGUAACAACAUUUAAUACGUAAUAUAUAUUUGUAAACCUAUUUGUUUUUGUGAGAUCUGAAUCUGAAUGACCUUUAAUAUCAAAAGCAUAAUGUAUUUCAUAGCGAGGAGUCUGUGCUUAAGUUGAGUGUUGGUAUGAUAUAAAAAAAUUUCAAAGAGUC
Molecule: messenger RNA, 2019 nt
Organism: Mytilus californianus (California mussel)
Lineage: Eukaryota; Metazoa; Mollusca; Bivalvia; Mytilida; Mytilidae
Product: beta,beta-carotene 15,15'-dioxygenase-like
Exons: 2
Coding region: 69-1637 (522 amino acids)
Biological process (GO): carotene catabolic process; retinal metabolic process
Molecular function (GO): beta-carotene 15,15'-dioxygenase activity; carotenoid dioxygenase activity
Source: RefSeq, a predicted model, not a curated record